AUGUCUGAGGAGGCUGACCGAGCGGCGGCUGCCAAAUGGGCUGACGUCGUCGAGGCGGCACUCAACGGCGACCUGCCGGCGGUGCGCGGCUUUGUGCGCCAGAACCGCGCCGCGGCGCUCAGCGCGACUAAUCAAAAAUUUGGCGGCAUCACGGCGCUCAUGUGCGCCGCGACUCGCGACCACGACGACGUGGUGCACUUCCUCAUCGAGGCCAAGGCGGACCUCGAUGUCGCGAACAACGAUGGUCGCACGGCCCUUCGUUGGGCUGCCCGCUGCGGCUGCCUGCGCAGCGCGGGGCUGUUGGUGGCCGCGGGCGCUUCGCUCGACGUCAAGGACGGAGACGGUGAGACACCAUUGGAUGACGCUCGUUCACAGGGCCACGACAACGUGGUGAAGCUAUUGGAAUCUGCGGCAGAGAAGCAAAAAGAGGCUGAGGCUGCACCAAUAUCUGGCGCAGAUAACCCGACUGAACGUGCAGCUUCCGGUGCCGUUAAGGAAGAUGAUGCGGCAGCUAAAGACCGAAUGGGUCCAAAGAUCAUCGAGUUUGCCCAGCUGGGACAUGUCACAGACCUCCAAGAGGUCCUUGUUGAUCAUCCCAGUGCGGUGCACACCACCAAUGACGAUGGCCGAACGCUGUUGCAUUUGGCAGCGCUAAACCGCCAUGUUGAGACCGUCAGGGCUCUCCUUUCUGCCCGAGCGGCGGUCAGGGUUGCUGAUAGCAAGGGCGAAAUGCCUCUGCACUGCGCAGCCUUUGGCGGCCGCAUAGAGGUGGUGGAAUACCUCCUUGCAGCUCGAGCAAUGGUACACGAUGCAUCUGAAAGUGGCCAGACCGCCUUGCAGCUUGCUCAGAUUAAAGGCAGCAAGGAAGUGAUCGCGGUGCUCAAGAGCAGAGCAGAAGAUGCUGACAAAGAUCAGCGUGAGAAAGAGGUUUUAGAUGAGGCGGACGCCAGCAAGACCAAAGGUGAAUUCCCUUACGACAAGUUGGCCGAAGAUGCCUUGUUUCUGAUAUCUGGCACAACCAGCCUGGAUGCUGGCACUCUUCGAAGGAUCAAUCAGGAAAAGAAGAAGAUUGGCGAGCCCGAGCUAUCAACUGGAACAAACGCACAAGAAUUGCUCAAUGAGCUGGAGGAGGAAGGCUUUAGCGUUUUUGGAUGUGGCGUGGGUGAGGAAGACGCCCCAUUGUAUAGAAGAAUCGAGGUGAAUGUGGGCCUCCUCAAGUACAAUGCAUCGAAACCGCUCAUCUCCGAUACCGAUCUUCGCCUGAAGCGUGGCCUAGGCAAGACAGUUGAUCGCCAGGACCGCUGGUUGAUCCAUUACAAACACUAUUCAGAAAAGACCAAAUAUGGUGUCUUAAUUUUGGCAGGUACAGUUGAUUUCUUUCGUUUAUGGGCGGCGUCCGAAGCUUGCCGCAGGGAGGUCGAGGAUGUUCCAGAUGGCCGCCUUUUCGCUUACAUCGACGGCUACAUCCUCCGCGUGAACUCGCCUAAAUGUGCCCAGCUUUGGGCUUCGAAUGCUGCAGGGAUUGGCUAUAUUGUUUGGUCCAUAGGAGACCUCUACGUGGGGUCUUUGAGAGCCUCCAAGCAGCACGGUAGAGGUAAAUACUUUUUCCAGAAUGGAGACACCUUCGAUGGAUAUUUUCGAGGCGGGCAAAUGCACGGCAACAACGGCAUGUACAGCUAUGUAAACGGUGACAAAUUGGAGGGCACAUGGGCAGACGGUAAAGCCGUCCUUGCUCAAUGCAAAUAUCAUGUUCAAGACGGAAAACUGUUUGAGGGCCAUUGGCCAGAGGAGUACAUGGAUGCAAGAAACGUUCAGGAAUAUGUUUCCAGCUGCAGUUGA
This is a messenger RNA of Durusdinium trenchii, 1839 nucleotides long. The record is from the annotation of a GenBank genome assembly. Lineage: Eukaryota; Dinophyceae; Suessiales; Symbiodiniaceae.